AGAAGAACGACGAGGAACAAACCGUAGAAGAAGAGUGGGAGCGGACAAACCAAAGGUGUUACGUUAUUGUUAACUUCUCAGCUGCAGGAUGGACAUGUCCAGCAGGCUGGCUCUGUGGCAGCAGCUAGCAGAGAGCUGUGGUCUCAGUACGGUCCAGCAGGGUCUGCAGCAGGUCUGGGGGCUGCUGCUGCUCUGCCUCGUCUGCAGGGUCUGCUUCAGAUUCGUCAGUGGUUCCACAGUGAAGCACCUGGUGUCGGCGUUGUUUGGGGUGUACGCCCUCUUCCUGUUCUUCGAGCUGCACAUGCUGUGGGUGCUGCUGCUCGCUGCGCUCUGUUACCUCGUUCUGCUGCUCAGCCGACACUCCAGCAGCAAAGGUGUCUUCCUCUCCGUUGUUAUCCUCGUGUUCCUCCUUAUCGGAGAGUUGCAUUUAAUUGAUGUGGUGACCUGGCAUAAAAUCAGAGGCUCUCAGAUGGUGGUGGCUAUGAAGGCCAUCUCUCUGGCCUUCGACCUGGACAGAGGGACGGUGAACUCGUUGCCCUCCCCCGCUGAGUUUCUGGGCUACGUUCUCUUUGUGGGCUCUGUCGUGUUCGGCCCGUGGAUCAGCUUCUCCAGCUAUAAGAACGCCGCCGACGGCAGAAAACUGAGCUGGUCCUGGAUGCAGAGUUGCUCUUUCAGCUUCCUGAAGAGUCAGAUCUGUCUACUGGUCUCCACCUGCAUCUCCCCCUACCUCUUCACUCUGUUCAUCCCCAUCGAAGGAAACACAUUCACACAGAAGUGGCUGCAGGCUUACGAGAACGCGGUGUCCUUCCACUUCAGUAACUACUUUGUGGGUCACCUGAGCGAAGGCACGAGCAUGCUGGCUGGAGCCGGCUUCACCGAAGAGAAAGACAACAUCAAAUGGGAUAUGAGCGUUGUGAAGCCUCUCAGUGUAGAGAUGCCUCGCUCCAUGGUGCUGGUGGUGACGUCCUGGAACAUCCCCAUGUCCCGCUGGCUGAAGACCUACGUGUUUAAAAACGCCAUGAAACUGGGAACUUUUCCUGCCAUCCUGGUGACGUACACGGCCAGCGCCUUACUACACGGUCUGAGUUUCCACCUCGGAGCUGUUUUGCUCUCGUUGGGCUUCAUCACAUAUGUUGAACACGUUCUGAGACAGAAGCUCGCAUCCAUCUUCAGCGCCUGUGUCCUGUCCCGACCAUGUGCCUCGGACUGCAGCCAUCAGCACAAGAAGGGUUCCUGGGUGAUGCUACUGAACCUGGUCUUCAGCUUCCUGGUCGUCUUCCACCUCACCUACCUGGGCUCCAUGUUUGACCCUGGAGUUGAUGAGCAAGAAGUAGAAGAGGGUUAUGCAGCCGUCCACACCAUCCAGAGGUGGUCUGAGCUGAACUGGGCCAGUCACUGGGUCAUGUUUGCCUGCUGGGUCUUCUACCGUUUGAUCCAGUGACACUGUUGAUGCGUCACAAUACAGCUGGGUUUUGUCUGUAAGAAGCAGUAAGUUGUUAUCUGACAGGAAAGAAGUACGAGGGAUUUGCUAAAAAAGGAAAGAACCAGAGGACGGAGUGUUCUGCUUUGGAAGUCAAGGUGGACGUAAUCAACACUCCCUCUCACACCUGUUUUUGGAUGAACUCACCGACAGUAUCGUGUACGAGCCCGGCAUAUCUUGGGACCAUUUCAGGACAUUUCAUAAGAAAACUGCAGAAAAGAAUCACUCCAACGAUUCGACUGAAUUGAAUAAAAUGAUCGUAGGAAAGAGAGAAUCCUGCAUGUUAGACCUCAUGAAGACCACAAAGGUAAUGACUUACCUUUACCUGUAUGCAGUGUGUUCAAGAGAGGAAGUGUUAAAUGUGUUUUUUCUGAUCUCAGCUGGAGUAAAACAGUGUUCAUUUCCAUCACAUUUCACUUUAACAUAUUAAGAUGUAGGUACGUUAUUAUACAGAUUUUUAAAUGUUCAAUAACUCUAAAUAGUUUAAAGGUGGAGUCAGUAGCUUUUUCUGUUUCUUGUAAACGCAACAUUCAAUCUGGGCCCCUCCUCCUCCUGGACUCAUCUCCCCCAGCACCUCUCACUCCCUGCAGGACGUGGUGUGUACGUUUACUGCUUGCACCUACACUGCAAGCUAACGCACGCUAGCACAAGCUAACCGCCGGUGUUUGUUACCUGCCUGUCCAACAGGAAGCAGACCAACUCCACGUCCACGGGUAAAAGACAACACAAGGUUUGGACCUCUUAUGGGCAGGAGCAUUAUCUGAUUGGCAUUUCUCUUCUUUGCUGCUACGUCCACGUUCGUCAUAUUCAUCAGUUUGAAUGGCGUCCAAUCACUGAAUUGUAUCCACUCCUAAACUCACCGGCUGCGCUGUCAUUUGCUGGAAGAAACACAACAGCUCCGCCCAGAAACGUCAACCAGAACAAAGCAGAACAGUAAAAUCCAGUUUCAGGAAAAAAGCUACUGACUCUGUCUUUAAAUUUUCUUUUGUUACAACCAAGUAUAUUUUGUACUGCUGCUAUUUGUUUUUCUAUUUUUUCUAUUAAAACAGUCAAUAUGGAGACUGAA
Labrus bergylta (ballan wrasse) is the source of this 2546-nucleotide messenger RNA. Its product is annotated as protein-serine O-palmitoleoyltransferase porcupine. Gene Ontology annotation, cellular component: endoplasmic reticulum; membrane. Gene Ontology annotation, biological process: protein palmitoylation; lipid modification; Wnt protein secretion. Gene Ontology annotation, molecular function: Wnt-protein binding; palmitoleoyltransferase activity. The record is from RefSeq and is a predicted model, not a curated record. Lineage: Eukaryota; Metazoa; Chordata; Actinopteri; Labriformes; Labridae.